Molecule: messenger RNA, 2121 nt
Organism: Andrographis paniculata
Lineage: Eukaryota; Viridiplantae; Streptophyta; Magnoliopsida; Lamiales; Acanthaceae
Product: U-box domain-containing protein 10-like
Exons: 4
Coding region: 77-1942 (621 amino acids)
Biological process (GO): protein ubiquitination
Cellular component (GO): nucleus; cytoplasm
Molecular function (GO): ubiquitin-protein transferase activity; protein binding
Source: RefSeq, a predicted model, not a curated record
AAGCAGCGUAAUACCUCUUUCUCCUCUUUUCAUCAUUCUUCUUCCUUCUCCGCUUCAAUUACCGGCCGACUGCGCCAUGGCCACGCCGGUAGACCUCUCCGCCGCCGCCCUAACGGUUAUUGGAGAUGUUUCUCGGAUCUCCGCCGCCGGAUUCUCUGGGUUUUUCAAAAAGGAUUGCGCGGAUUUGGCAAGGAAACUCUCUCUUUUGUCGCAUUUGGUCGAAGAGAUCAAAAACUCGGGUAAAUUUUCAGUGGAUUAUGACUUCCGAACCGAUUCAUCUUCUCUAUUGGCCUCUGGAUUUUCUGAUCUAAAUCUAGUUCUUCACGCCGCCAAAGAACUCCUUUCCGCGGCUAAUAACUUCGAUGAUUCCGAACUCUCUGGGGACGGGCGCACGAAGAAAAUUUUCUUCCAGUUUCAAUGUGUGACAGGGAAUUUGGAGAAAGCUCUAGCGAACAUACCUUACGACUGUUUUGGUAUAUCGGAAGAAGUUGUGGAACAGGUUGAUUUAAUUCGGGCGCAGUUAAGGCGAUCCGUUGAAAGAUAUGGAGGCGCUCUAGAUUCGAUUAGGGCUUCGGAUCAGCUUCAAGACAAAGAGAAUAAUCCAUCUCUGUCUGGUAAGAAGCUUUUUGAGAAUUUACAUCUGAGAAACAUAGUCUAUAUAAAUGCGAUCAUCUUGGCAGGGGGCUGUGGGAUCACAUUUCGUUCUUCGGACGAGGUUACGAAUUUGGAAAAGCUGCAGAACUUGUCGACUUCAUCUGAUGUUAAUGUCGCAAAGGAUUCUCCUAGUAAGGAUUCUCUUGUGAUUCCUGAUGAGUUUCGUUGCCCGAUAUCUCUCGAGAUUAUGAGGGAUCCGGUUAUCGUGGCGACAGGGCAGACGUAUGAGCGAGUUUAUAUACAGAGAUGGGUCGACGGCGGGAACACAACAUGCCCGAAAACGCAGCAGAAGCUUAAGAAUCUAACCCUCACUCCGAAUUUCGUCUUGAGAAACCUGAUUUCGCAGUGGUGCGAGGAGCAUAAAAUCGAGCAUCCGAUGCCGUUAGUGAACGGGAGGAUAAAACAGAGCGACGGGACGUUUCGGGACGUGACGGCGGAUAUAAUAGCCAUCGGCGAUCUGGUUCGUAAGCUCUCGAGCUUAUCGAUCGAGGAACGUCGAGCUGCCGUCGCCGAAAUCCGGUCACUCUCCAAACGAAGUACAGACAACCGGAUCUUGCUCGCGGAGGCGGGCGCUGUCCCGAUCCUCGUCAAGCUUCUUAUGUUCAACGACAGGCAGAUUCGAGACAACGCCGUAACGUGUCUCCUCAACCUCUCGAUUUACGGCAACAACAAGGGGCUGAUCAUGCUCGCCGACGCCGUCCCGUCGCUCGUGGAAGUCGUCGCGUCGGGAAGCGCAGAGGCAAAAGCCAAUGCCGCCGCUACACUCUUCAGCUUGUCAUUGGUUGACGAAAACAAGAUCAUCAUCGGCGGCGAAUUGGGGGCGAUACCCGCGUUGGUCGAUUUGCUGCGGGACGGGAACCCGGAAGGGAAGCGGGACGCGGCGACGGCGCUGUUCAAUCUGUGUAUGUAUCAGGGGAACAAAGGGAGGGCUGUUAGGGCUGGGAUCAUAGGUGCAUUGAUGAAGAUGCUUACUGAUUCCAUGGAAGACGAAGCUCUGACGAUUCUGUCGAUUCUCGUCGGCCACCACGACGCGAAGGCAGCAAUCGGGAAAACGAGCAUGAUUCCGGCGCUGGUCGAUCGGUUACGGCGGGGAGGAUUGCCGCGGAACCAAGAGAACGCGGCUGCGAUUUUGCUGUCGUUGUGCAAACGGGAUGAGGGGAAUCGGGAGUUUCUGAUUAGGCUCGGCGCAGUGGUGCCGCUGUCGGAGAUUGCGGAUUCGGGGACGGAGAGGGGGCGGCGGAAGGCGGCGGCGCUGUUGGAAGUUCUCCGGCAGGUACGGCGGCGUUAAGGUGGUUUGUUUUUUUACCGGGAAGUUUGAGGUUUGCACAAAUUUUACAGUGUGCAAAAUUCGGGAAUGGAGGGAGGGAAGUUUUAUAUAGAUAAGUUACCGUGGGUUUUUAGGUGUAUUUAUUUAUUUAUUUUCUUCAUUCUUGGGUUACCGUGGUAAAGAAAUUGGAUUAUGUCUUC